CUGUGAAGCGAACUGCUGGAAACUAGCCGACUGACUGACUGACUGAUUGAGAGAUCCCCGACGUAGGUUGCUAUCGUCGCUGCAGCCUCUCCACGCAUUUUAUGAAAAAAGUCCAGCAGCUCCAGUCGCUCCACAGAGGUUUGUGGUGCUCCUCUUUAGAGUUUCCUGUUGUUACAUGGUAACACAAAGCUGAAGGCAAGAGGGUGUUGAAGAUGGCAGUGUGGAUCCAGGCCCAGCAGCUCCAGGGAGAUGCUCUGCACCAGAUGCAGUCUCUGUAUGGUCAGCACUUCCCCAUUGAGGUGCGACAUUAUCUGUCCCAGUGGAUAGAGGGCCAGCUCUGGGAUGUCAUAGACCUGGAGAACCCGCAGGAGGAGUUCAAGGCCAAACGCCUUCUGGACAGUCUGAUUCAGGAGCUGCAGAACAAGGCUGAGCACCAGGUGGGAGAAGACGGCUUCCUCCUCAAAAUCAAACUGGGACACUACGCCAGCCAGCUCAAGAGCACGUAUGACCGCUGUCCUCUGGAGUUGGUCCGAUGCAUCAAACACAUCCUCUACACAGAGCAGAGGCUCGUCAGAGAGGCUACGAAUUCGAGCUCUCCGGUGGGCGGGAUGAUGGACAGCAUGUCUCAGAAAUACCAACAGAUCAACCAAGCUUUUGAGGAGCUUCGUCUGAUGACCCAGGACACUGAGAACGAUCUGCGCAAACUCCAGCACAACCAGGAGUACUUCAUCAUCCAGUACCAGGAGAGCCUCCGCAUCCAGGCUCAGCUGACCAGCCUGGCCACGCUGCCCCCUGCUGACCGACAGCUACGGGAGCCCGCCCUUCUCAGCAAGAGAGCCACUGUGGAGUCAUGGCUGACCCGAGAGGCCAACACACUACAGAAAUACAGACUGGACCUGGCGGAGAAGCACCAGAAAACACUGCAGCUGUUGAGGAAGCAGCAGACCAUCAUUCUGGAUGACGAGCUGAUCCAGUGGAAGAGACGGCAACAGCUGGCAGGCAACGGGGGCCCACCGGAGGGAGGCCUGGACAUCCUGCAGUCCUGGUGUGAGAAGCUGGCAGAAACUAUCUGGCAGAACAGGCAGCAGAUCCGGAGGGCAGAGCACCUUAGACAGCAGCUGCCCAUCCCCGGCCCCAUCGAAGAGCUUCUCAACGAACUCAACAGUACUAUCACAGAUAUCAUUUCAGCUUUGGUCACCAGCACCUUCAUCAUCGAGAAACAGCCUCCGCAGGUGUUAAAAACCCAAACCAAGUUUGCCGCUACAGUGCGCCUCUUAGUGGGAGGGAAGUUGAACGUGCACAUGAACCCCCCACAGGUCAAAGCCACCAUCAUUAGUGAGCAGCAAGCCAAGGCCCUGCUGAAGAACGAGAACACAAGAAAUGACAGCAGUGGGGAAAUUCUCAACAAUAACUGUGUAAUGGAGUACCACCAGACAACAGGCACUCUCAGUGCCCACUUCAGGAACAUGUCUUUGAAGAGGAUCAAGCGAUCGGACAGGCGAGGAGCAGAGUCCGUCACAGAGGAGAAGUUCACCAUUUUGUUCGAGUCUCAGUUUAGUGUUGGAGGCAAUGAGCUUGUUUUUCAAGUGAAGACGUUAUCUCUACCUGUAGUGGUUAUAGUUCAUGGUAGCCAAGACAAUAAUGCCACAGCAACUGUGUUGUGGGACAACGCUUUUGCAGAGCCGGGACGGGUGCCUUUCCUCGUGCCAGAUAAAGUGCUUUGGCCUCAGCUGUGCGAUGCCAUCAACAUGAAGUACAAGGCUGAAGUGCAGAGUAACCGAGGCCUGUCUGAGGAAAACCUGGUCUUCCUUGCUCAAAAGGCCUUCAGCAUCUCCAGCAACAACCCUGAUGACUACCGCAACAUGACUAUGACCUGGUCACAGUUUAAUAGGGAAAGCUUGCCAGGGAGGAACUUCACAUUUUGGCAAUGGUUUGAUGGUGUGAUGGAACUCACAAAAAAGCAUCUCAAACCACACUGGAAUGACGGAGCCAUCUUAGGUUUCGUGAACAAGCAGCAGGCCCAGGACAUGCUGAUGUCCAAACCCAACGGUACUUUCCUUCUGCGCUUUAGUGACUCUGAGAUCGGAGGAAUAACAAUAGCCUGGGUGGCAGAAAAUCCUAACAAAGCAGGUGAGAGAAUGGUUUGGAACCUCAUGCCCUACACAACCAAAGACUUCUCCAUUCGCUCUCUGGCUGACCGCAUCAGCGAUCUCAAUCACCUCCUCUUCCUCUACCCCGACAGACCCAAGGAUGAGGUUUUCUCCAAAUAUUACACCCCACCACUCUCCAAAGCAGUGGACGGCUACGUGAAGCCGCAGAUAAAGCAAGUGGUGCCCGAGUUUGCUACAGCCAAUCCAGACCCAGCAAGUGGGAACCCAACCUAUAUGGAUCACGGCGCCUCCCCAGCACCUGUCAGUCAUCCUCACACCUAUGGCAUAUACCCGCCUAUGAGCGACUCUAUGUUGGACGCAGACGGAGACUUCGACCUGGAUGACACCAUGGACGUGGCGAGGCACGUAGAGGAGCUCCUCCGGCGGCCUGUAGAAAGCCAGUGGGGUGGCCAACAAUCAUGACCCUUGACCUUUUUAACCCGCAACAAAACCAAACGAAACCUGCCUCCCAACAUGCCCCACUCGCAUUGACAUUUCUCAUGGUUUAAUUCCACUCAUUUCUCUUCUGUUUCAGAUGGCUAUAAUGUGAAAUGUUAAUAAUGGUUGUGAUUUUUUUUUUUUCUUUUCAGCAUGACAGCAUGCACGUCAGUGACUUCUCAUAGUUUUAUUUGUGUCCAUAAGUGUUUGUAAAACAGACUAGGUAUAAUGCAAAACCUACAAUGUUACAGUAUUGUGAAAAAGAGAAGAAGAAAUGAUGUUCAUUCACACUGUGCAUGCAUUUCCAGUUGAUUUUGAACAGAUUUAAAUAUUAUGCUACUGUAUGAAGUCAUUUUAACAGUUGAAUGUUUUUAUUUUGUUAUAUUUUUUUUUCUUUGUAAAUGGGUUAUCAGUAUUUUGACAGUGACAUUGAACUUGCCCUUUGACAAAAAAAAGAAACUUACUGAAGAGUUUUGCUUUUUGCUCUAAACACAACAUAAUCUGAGUCAUUGCUCUGCAGAGUUAGUCAGUUUUUUUCAAAUCCGUAUACACUAACCUAAAGGCAGAGUGACUCUCUUUGCUCUCUGCAGCUGACGGCACACACAUCAGCACACGGUACACAUGCGCAAGUGUACGAUGUAUUUGUUCUGAUUUGUUCACCAGCUGAAACCCAGGAGAGGGGUUUAUGCACCUCCCUCGCUCUCACAGGGCUAUUUGUCUUCUGUUUGUACACAGAAAUGCAAAUCUACGCAUUUACCCAGCGCUGCCUGCUUGUCCUCUCAGGUCCCUCUGUUCCCCUCAUCAAUGCUACCUCGCAUUAUUCUACUGACAGUCCUUGUUACUUUCUGUUGUUGUUUCUGCACCACAUUCACACCAGUAGGUACCACCGUGGGGUUCCACUCUUGUAAUUUGUGUUAAUAUGGGUGGAGAAGAUCCCCUUGCUGCCUGACUCUGUUGGCUGUUUCAUGCUUGAAAUCGCUCACCUGAAGAAAGUCACGUCUGGUUGGUGGUAUGCCUGAAUAUUUGGGGGCAGUGCUGUUCCCCUCUGACUUUAUUUCUGCCUGCCUGUCCGUCCACUUGUUCCUGUUGUCGUGUCAUGUCACCGUGACAUAACCGGGCAUGCGCAUGUCUCUGUGGGACAGCCUGGCCACGCCAGCAGCUGAAGUCACCAGGCAUAGAUAGAUAGGUGCAGGCUUUGAAUGUUUGCACAGACUCACCGGCCGCUGGGCCACAUAUAGCACCUCAAGCAUGUCGAGCCAUGUCGGUCUGUUUCGUUGUCUGGCUUUUGUUUUAUGGUCAAGAUUGUGUGUCCCCCUGUUUUUUGCUACACGUAAAAGACAAAAAACAGAUAAGUGUAGUAGAAAAUGUUGAGACUAUUACCCCACUGCCUCCACUUCAUACAAACACACAUUCAUACACACGACGCUUAAUAGAAAAUCUAUCAUUGACAACAGCCUUGCACCUCAGGAAUGAAUCGCUUUGCUUAGCUGAUGUAUAAGCCAAAUAGAAAAAUGAUCUAUGUAUACAGAAUAUAUGAAUUUAUUUUCUCUAUCAUAAUUCUAUUUUAUUAUUGUUUCUCUGGCACUCCCCCAAUGAAUGUAACCCCUGUGCAUGACCCAGUCGAGGAUUUACAUACAAACACCUCCCCAGUCUGAGCAGAAGUUUCAAGUCUCGUGUCACCAGAAGUACCAGUUGAAAAAGGACACAGAGCAACUGGAAAUCAGAGUUUAUGAUGUACUUUAGCGUCUUGUUCGACACACUUAUAGUAUUUAAAAUAUUCCCACAUCUUUCUUUUCAUUUCUUUUAUUCUUUUGUAUCUCUUUCUUUCUUUCCCGUCUUUGAAAUCUCAACCUACACAGGCAGUCUUGUGAUAUAUCCUUCAUCACCAUUAUUCUCAUAAUUUUUUGAGCUUCGUUCCACCGUAGACUGUGUAUUUUUUGAUGAUGUAGAUGGCGCUGUGUGCUGUUCAAUGUAUGUACCAUGUUUGUGCUUUUGGGUUUUAUCACUUGGAGGUUUUCCAAGAGAAACAGUUGUUGAGUUGAAAAAAGAAGAAAAUAAAGUUUUAUAAAUAAUUUGAACUCAACCUGUAGAAGUACAGACGGUUUUCAUGUCACUACAAAAUAAAUGCUUUUUUUUUUUUUUCUUCUUCUUUAUGUGUGCAGUCACCACCAUUGAUUUAACCGACCAGCCACAAGCUCAUCUGGAUGUGCAGAGUAAAAUGUGUAACUGCAUCAUGUACAGAAAAUGGGG
This is a messenger RNA of Seriola dumerili (greater amberjack), 4838 nucleotides long. RefSeq names its product signal transducer and activator of transcription 5B-like (gene stat5a). Lineage: Eukaryota; Metazoa; Chordata; Actinopteri; Carangiformes; Carangidae. The transcript is spliced from 20 exons. Gene Ontology annotation, molecular function: RNA polymerase II cis-regulatory region sequence-specific DNA binding; DNA-binding transcription factor activity, RNA polymerase II-specific. The coding region runs from base 213 to 2573 and encodes 786 amino acids. Gene Ontology annotation, biological process: regulation of transcription by RNA polymerase II; response to peptide hormone; regulation of cell population proliferation. The record is from RefSeq and is a predicted model, not a curated record.